Molecule: messenger RNA, 4347 nt
Organism: Lampris incognitus (smalleye Pacific opah)
Lineage: Eukaryota; Metazoa; Chordata; Actinopteri; Lampriformes; Lampridae
Gene: zdhhc18b
Product: zinc finger DHHC-type palmitoyltransferase 18b
Exons: 8
Coding region: 739-2001 (420 amino acids)
Biological process (GO): protein targeting to membrane; peptidyl-L-cysteine S-palmitoylation
Cellular component (GO): Golgi apparatus; endoplasmic reticulum
Molecular function (GO): protein-cysteine S-palmitoyltransferase activity
Source: RefSeq, a predicted model, not a curated record
CGUAAACACGGACCGCGGGCAGAGACGUGACCGAGCCGCCUCCGCGUUAGUCCGCCGCUCCUUUGUAAAGAGGACGGUUGUGUUUGUUACCUCCGUGUUUAUAACGAUCCGCUGGACGACGGCUUCGCUCAGCAGCCGGGCUGCGGUUGGCCGUCGCGGCUGGAAGGGCUGGUCUGAUAGGAACCAAGCUAACUGACCCUAGCUAGCUAGCUAGCUAUGAGAGCCGCACAACUACUGGCGUUUCAAUAGCCCCCUAAAAUCAACUGUCGCUAGCUUCUGGUCCGAGGUUGGGUCGGAGCAGCGAGUUGAGCGGGAUAAUGUUAGCUAGUUAACUAGUUAGCUAGUUAAAGGCGUUACUUUCGAGCUGGCGGUCACGUUAGCUAUCGUUCCCUACGCCGAACAAAGCCGUUCAGCUAGCUCAAGCUAGCCACCUGCCAAGUUGGGAUGGAUGGAUGGAUAGCCGCGGAUAAGUAGACGACACGGGCCGGUUGUAACUUAAAGCUGGGCUGAUGGGCAGCCGUAGGCAAUAGGCUGCGUCUUAUCGACAGCCUGGAGCCCGCAGGUCCGUCAACGCCGUGUUAGCUGGCGUUAGCCUGCUAGCGUUAGCCCGGCUUUAUCGAGCGACGACAUGCUCCCACACAGGUCUACGCCGGCGGCGAGCGUCGGCGAUGCCGCCGGCUGCGGCCCAGACGCGUCGGUCGUCCAAACCGGAGGAGCAGCGACUCUGCGGCUUCAGUGAUGACGAACUGCGAGUAUCAGCAAAUCGACCCGCAGGCGCUCGCAACGCCCGCCCCGACUCCGCCGAUCCAGCCCCAGCCCCAGCUCCAGCCCCAGCUCCAGCCUCAGCCCGCCACCGAGAAUGGGGACGCCGGUAAGAAGAGCAAGGCGAGGACACUGCAGAGGAAGUGGGAAGUUUUCCCUGGCAAGAACCGCUUCUGUUGCGACGGACGGAUUAUCGUGGCCCGCCAGAGCGGCGUCCUGCCCCUCACCCUGGGCCUUAUUCUGGUCACAAGCGGGUUGUUCUUUAUAUUUGACUGCCCUUUCCUGGUGAAACACCUGACCAGCUGCAUUCCUGCCAUCGGGGGUGUCCUCUUUGUAUUUGUGGUCAUCACCCUACUCCAGACUAGCUUCACUGACCCAGGGAUCUUACCCAGAGCUUCUCCGGACGAGGCUGCAGACAUUGAAAAGCAGAUUGACAACACAGGCAAUGCCACUUACCGCCCCCCGCCACGCACCAAGGAGGUGCUCAUCAACCAGCAGGUGGUGAAGCUUAAGUACUGCUUCACAUGCAAAAUGUUCCGGCCCCCGCGCACCUCCCACUGCAGCCUGUGUGACAACUGUGUAGAGCGGUUUGACCACCACUGUCCUUGGGUUGGAAACUGUGUGGGGAAGCGCAACUACCGUUUCUUCUACACCUUCAUCGUGUCGUUGUCCUUCCUGACGGCCUUCAUCUUUGGCUGUGUGACCACACAUCUGGCACUGAGGGCACAAGGUGGGAGAGGCCUGGUGUUCGCCCUUCAGGAGAGUCCUGGCAGCGCAGUGGAGCUGGUCGUGUGCUUCUUCUCUGUCUGGUCCAUCUUGGGCCUCUCAGGCUUCCAUACAUACCUGGUGGCGUCCAACCUCACCACUAAUGAGGAUAUUAAAGGCUCCUGGUCAGGAAAAAGUGGGUCAGAAAACACCACCAACCCCUACAGUCACAAAAACAUCUUCAUCAACUGCUGCUCUGUGCUCUGUGGGCCCAUGCCACCCAGUUUGAUUGACAGACGAGGCUACCUCCCCACAGAGGAGUCGGCGCAGACCACUGGUGCAGAAAUAGAGUCGCCAAAUGUGACUGCUAAGAAUGAGAUAAAUGUGGUAGGAGGGCCGUCCCUGAUGACCAACACCUUGCAGGAAUGCCCCCUCCCUUCUGCCUGCUCUCCCCCACUCCCCACAAAACCUCCUUUGUCUGAAAGACCCUUGUUGCGUGCUUUUUUCCAGCUCAACCUGUUGACUGUUGCCUGACUGUUCCUUGUGGGUUAACCCCCAAAACCCCUUUACAUUUUUAUGCCACAGUGACAAGUUUACAGUUCAGGGGCAUCGGGGUAGCAUGGCGGUCUAUUCCAUUGCCUGCCAACAUGGGGAUUGCCGGUUCGAAUCCCCGCGUUACCGCCGACUUGGUCGGGCGUCCCUACACACACAAUUGGCUGUGUCGGCGGGUGAGAAGCCGGAUGUGGGUAUGUGUCCUGGUCACUGCACUAGCGCCUCCUCUGGUCGGUCGGGACCUCUGUUCGGGGGGACUGGGGGGAAUAGCAUGAUCCUCCCACGCGCUACGUCCCCCUGGGGAAACUCCUCAUUGUCAGGUGAAAAGAAGCUGCUGGCGACUCCACAUGUAUCGGAGGAGGCAUGUGGUAGACUGCAGCCCUCCCCGGAUUAGCAGAGGGGGUGGAGCAGCGACCGGGACGGCUAGGAAGAGUGGGGUAAUUGGCCAAGUACAAUUGGGGGGGGAUCCCCCCCCCCCCAAAAAAAAAGUUUCUAGUUCAGGAUUAGGACUUUGAGGACUGGGAUCUCUUUCAGCGUCAGUGGUAACAGCGGUUCUUACCAUGCUAACACGCUAUCAUGAUGUGAAGCUAUCUGUCCUGUCUUCUGACACGAGUCAUAUUUAGAGUAAAUUGAGAUAUAGAAUAAUGUCGGGUGUUGCUGGUCUUGUGUUUUUUUUUUUACUUGAUGACACAUUUAUUUAGUUUAAUGUAGACGAAAUACCUCUGAGAAGCUGAAUGGAUGGGUUCCUCCCAGUAUCGAUGUGGCUUUAGUGCCUCAGUAUUUGACUCUCACACAGGUGGUUAUCUCAGGGUGAGGAAUGUGUCCACAAAGGAGGGAGAAUGGAAUGACGUCAGAGACUUGUUAGUUUUGGCUCCUCUUCUUCACAGAACUGCUCUGGGUGGAAAAAGGCAUGAGGAGACUUAAACAGAAACACGACGACUUAACAUGUUUUGAGAACCUCAGAAUUGCAUCUCUGCUCUUCGCAGAUGAUGUGGUUCUGUUGACUUCAUCAGAACGCGACCUCCAGCGCACACUGGGGCAGUUUGCAGCGGAGUGUGAAAUGGCUGGGAUGAGAGUCAGCACCUCCCAAGUCUGAGGCCAUGGUUCUCUACUGGAAAAUGGUGGAUUGCUCCCUCCGGGUUGAGGAUGAGUUGUGUUGCCUCAAGUGAAGGAGUUCGAGUAUCUCGGGGUGAGGGUAGGAUGGAGUGGGAGAUUGACAGGUGGAUUGGUGCAGCAUCAGCAAUAAUGUGGAUGUUGUACCAGACCGUUGUGGUGAAGAGGGAGCUGAGCCGGAAGGCAAAGCUCUCAAUUUACCAGUCAGUCUUCGUUCCAACCCUCACCUAUGGUCAUGAGCUUUGGGUAGUGACCGAAAGGGUGAGAUCACGGAUACAAGCGGCUGAAACGAGUUUCCUCCGUAGGGUGUCUGGGCUCAGCCUUAGAGCUAGGGUGAGGAGCUCGGACACCCGGGGGGAGCUCGGAGUAGAGCCGAUGCUCCUUUGCGCCAAAAGGAGCCAGUUGAGGUGGUUCGGGCAUCUGAUUAGGAUGCCUCCUGGGCUUCUUCCUUUGGAGGUUUUCCGGGCACGGCCAACUGGGAGGAGACCCCGGGGUAGACCCAGAACUCGCUGGAGGGACUACAUGUCCAAUCUGGUCUGGGAACGCCUUGGGAUCCCCCAGCAGGAGCCGGAGGGCGUUGCUGGGGAGAGGGACGUCUGGAGUGCCCUACUUAGCUUGCUGCCACCGCGACCCAACCCUGGAGAAGCAGCUGAAGAUGAGAGAGAGAGGUGAUGACUAACAUAAGGAAGUGCAAUUCAUCUGAUGCUGUAGUCUUAACAGUGGUGCUCAGGAGUCCCACGUAUGAAGGCAAAGUGUGGCUGCUGUUACUUUUUUUUGGUUUCGACAAAGGUUAAAUGAACAAAAUGUGAAACUGAGGUGUGUCUGGUGCAAGUGUCGGGGGGGAAGGGGAUGUUUCAUAGUUUAAAAAUCCUUGUAUUAUUGUAGUAAAUUUGUCGAGUGUGUGAAGCUAGAGCUUCCUGACUGGGUCGGUGGGACUGUGAGCUGUGAGAGAAGCUUUGCUGCUGUGUACCGAGCGCUCGGUUCACCUCCUCUUGGCUGGGUCAUGAUGAACAUCGUCCGCCUCAACGAGACGAGUCUCUGUUCCGCUGUCUGUUCCACUUCACAAAUGGCGGUGUCAACACAAAGCCAGUCAACAUCGUCUCCCCCGUUGUUGUCCUCUUCAUCGCUCUGUCCAUUUUCCAUGUAUCGUUUGUCUUGUUUUCAUAUUUUAUCAAGUUUUGUCGAUGAUGUCAUGCUUUUACAAGUCAAAUUAAA